AUGAUGGAUUUUAGUGGCGGUGGAAUUACAAAUGACUACUCUAUUGAUGAUGUCAAGCAUGCUGAUAACUCUAUUGUGAGUUCUAGUUCGAUCUUCUUCCAGUUUCUUUUUUCAACUUCUACUCCAGGUGUUUAAAAGCAAAUACCUCAAUGAAAAUGUCAGGCACAAAUUUUUUCUGCUAGAACAUAGAAUUUUUCCUAUAUAGCUUCUUAAAUAUUUUCAAGUAAACAAUUUUCAUUGUUUCCAGUUAGCAAUUUUAUCUGCAAUCACUUGCUUGUCUUUUUGUAAAAAAUAUAUGUAAAUUCAAGCUCUGUUGCUUAGCAAGCGAACCUUGGUAUCUCCGUAAAAACAAAAUGGAACAUUGCAAAAAUGGUCACUCCCCAUUUGUCAGCAAGUAGUAGUAUUGUUUAAGAGUCGAAACUUCCUUCAAUGGGUGACAUUUGCCUUAGACUAACAAUUCUGCAACUAAUAUCUCCACGAUCUCCUUGUUUUUCCCUCCACUUAAUCCAUGGCUCCUCCAACUCCAAGACUAGUGGUGCCAAUAGACUUGAAGAAGAAGCCAUGGGAACAACCUAUACCUCUUCACAACCGUUGGCACCCUGAAAUACCCUCGGUUGCCGAUGUUAAAGUCGGUGAGGUCUUUAGAGCAGAGAUGGUAGACUGCACUGGAGGUAUCAUAAAAGAUGAUGAUUCUGCAACUGAUGUAAAAUUUAUAGACGGUUCCACCGUUCAUUAUCUCAGUGGGCCGAUGAGAGUUCUAGACAACGAUGGCAUACCUGCCAAGCCUGGUGAUCUUCUUGCAGUGGAAAUUUGUAACCUGGGUCCUCUGCCAGGGGAUGAAUGGGGUUUUACAGCCACGUUUGACAGAGAAAAUGGUGGGGGCUUUUUGACAGACCAUUUUCCAUGUGCAGCCAAAGCUAUUUGGAAUUUUGAAGGAAUUUAUGCCUACUCUCCUCAUAUACCGGGGGUGAGAUUUCCUGGUUUGACUCAUCCUGGAGUAAUUGGGACUGCACCAUCAAUGGAACUUCUGAAUAUAUGGAAUGAAAGAGAAAGAGAAGUAGAAGAAAAUGGCCAUAAGUCCCUAAAGCUAUGUGAAGUUUUGCACUCACGACCAUUGGCAAACCUUCCAUCAACCAAAGGCUGCCAUUUGGGGAAGAUAAAAAAGGGAACCGCUGAAUGGGAAAAGAUUGCCAAGGAGGCGGCAAGGACUAUUUCAGGAAGAGAAAAUGGAGGAAAUUGUGACAUCAAAAACCUUAGUAGAGGUUCAAAAAUAUAUCUUCCAGUGUUUGUAGAAGGAGCAAAUCUUAGCACCGGUGACAUGCAUUUUUCUCAAGGUGAUGGUGAAGUCGCCUUCUGCGGAGCAAUUGAGAUGAGUGGUUUUCUAGAGCUCAAGUGUGAAAUCAUAAGAGGUGGAAUGAAAGAGUACCUGACUCCAAUGGGGCCUACACCACUUCAUGUAAACCCAAUCUUCGAGAUUGGCCCGGUUGAACCCAGAUUCUCAGAAUGGUUGGUAUUUGAGGGAAUAAGCGUGGAUGAGAGUGGAAGGCAACAUUUCCUUGAUGCAAGUGUUGCAUAUAAACGUGCAGUGCUCAAUGCUAUUGACUACCUCUCUAAGUUCGGGUACUCCAAAGAACAGAUCUACCUUCUGUUAUCCUGCUGCCCCUGUGAAGGAAGAAUAUCCGGAAUUGUGGAUUCACCGAAUGCCGUUGCAACUCUUGCAAUUCCAACUGCUAUCUUUGACCAGGACAUUCGUCCAAAAACUGAAAAGGCGCCAGUAGGGCCUCGGGUAGUGAGAAAACCAGAUGUGUUAAGAUGCACUUACGAUGGAAAUCUUCCCACAACAAAGAAUCCAGCUGCCUUGAUGUAACUAAAGUCCAUGGAGCUAAAAG
Durio zibethinus is the source of this 1889-nucleotide messenger RNA. RefSeq lists its product as uncharacterized. NCBI's taxonomy places the organism in Eukaryota, Viridiplantae, Streptophyta, Magnoliopsida, Malvales, Malvaceae. Gene Ontology annotation, molecular function: hydrolase activity, acting on carbon-nitrogen (but not peptide) bonds, in linear amides. The record is from RefSeq and is a predicted model, not a curated record.